Molecule: messenger RNA, 1294 nt
Organism: Acanthoscelides obtectus
Lineage: Eukaryota; Metazoa; Arthropoda; Insecta; Coleoptera; Chrysomelidae
Source: the annotation of a GenBank genome assembly
AAUUUUUCCACGACAUAAUUGACACUUCAUUUCCAUAUUUAAUAUACCCACCUUACAAAAAAUCAAUUUACAGUCAAUCCACUAUGUCUCUUGAGGUAAAUUACUCGUCUUCCUUAAUAAUACAUUGUAUAAAUAUGGCAGCAAUAUUAAACGACUUAAUGCUUCGCCGUAAGUGGUUCGAUUUUCAAAAGCUACAGGGCACUUUGGUCCUUAGCAUAAUAGUAGCUUUUAUCAAAAUUCCAUCAAUCCGAGCAGUCAAGGACUACCAUACCAACAGACCGACUGGCAGACAGAUAUACUGCCGAGAAUUGAAUGAGAUGGUAAUUAGCGACAUGCGGUUAAUGUUUGUUAGGGACACCUUCGCCUAUGAUGAGGAUUAUGAAAAUAGUGGCAGAUUACUUUCCGAGAAGCCGUUAUUUAAAGAAACUUACACAAAGUAUGCCAGAUUGAACAAUAAUAUAGGAAUAAUGUUGUUUUCUGUGAGAAUGGGCGUAGGGACAAUAUGGUAUUUUGUGGGAGUCAGGGCAUCUUUGAAAGCCAUAUCUACCGAAGAAUGUCCCUCUAUAAAAGGCAUCUUAUACCAAGUCUGGUACCCAUUUAACACACAGAAGUACCUGCCCUUGAUUCUAAUCAAUGACGUAAUGUUCAUCCUUGACACAAUCAUAAUAUCGAUAUCCUGCAAAGGAACCUUGAUAGCCGUAAUGCUUUUCACGAUAAGCCAACUUAAAAUUCUACAGCAGAAAAUUGAGGCUCUCGAUGAACAAGAGCAAAGAAGUGAACAGGAGCUGCUAACUGACAUUGUGAGACGUAUAAAGGAACAUCAAGAGAUCUUGAGGGUGAUUCAUUUUAUACAGAAGUCUCUCAGUAAAAUACUGUUCAUUCAGUAUUUCAGUAGCUCUUGUGAACUAGCAGCCUUUUUGAUAUUCAUGUUGACAUCAAACAGUUUUUUCAAUGCAUUAAGGUCUCUUGGUGCCUUCACAAUGCUUGCAUACGAAGUAUUUGUAGUAUUUUGGUUUGCGAACGAAGUUCAAAUUGAGAGCAUUGCUGUCGUGGACGCGAUCUAUCUCAAGUGCAAUUGGAGGAAAUAUGGGAAAAAAGUGAACAAUACGCUGCUCCUGAUGCUGCUCAGGUCCCAGACACCGGCUUCCUUCAAAGCCUUCUUUAUAGGAAAUGUCUCGCUUGCUUCUUUUACCAGGUUAAUGAAGCUAUGCUACUCAGUGGUUACGUUCGCAAGAUCUUUUAUGAAUACCAAGACAACCGAAUGACAAAGCUUCUGUACCUAGCUUAACCAUAC